Molecule: messenger RNA, 1240 nt
Organism: Chaetomium strumarium
Lineage: Eukaryota; Fungi; Ascomycota; Sordariomycetes; Sordariales; Chaetomiaceae
Product: P-loop containing nucleoside triphosphate hydrolase protein
Exons: 2
Coding region: 149-1078 (309 amino acids)
Biological process (GO): mitochondrial respiratory chain complex I assembly; iron-sulfur cluster assembly
Cellular component (GO): mitochondrion
Molecular function (GO): 4 iron, 4 sulfur cluster binding; ATP-dependent FeS chaperone activity; ATP binding
Source: RefSeq, a predicted model, not a curated record
CAACUGGGAGCUCAGCAACUCCAAUCCACUUCAAAGAACCUGGAAGCUGCCAAGCUCACCUGUAAUAAGUACUAUACUCAUCAUGUACCUACAUACUAUAGAAGACACAUCAUAGUACCUAGGUCUACCAGUGCAUGAUGACAGUAAGAUGCCACCGUCCAUCAUGAGACCCCUGAUUCCCCGCCGGCUCUUACAUACAACCAAGACCGUCCGCCAUGAAAAUCCCCUGGGCCUCCCUGCGAAGGGGACCAUCCCGCGCUUCCAGCGCGGCCUGCCACAGAAACGGCCCAUCAAAGGCGUCUCGCACAUCAUCGCUGUGUCCUCGGCGAAAGGCGGCGUCGGCAAGAGCACCAUCGCCGCCAACCUCUCACUCGCCUUCGCCCGCCUGGGCCUGCGCGCGGGGAUCCUCGACACAGACAUCUUCGGCCCGUCCAUCCCGACCCUGUUCGACCUGACGUCGACGGGCCCGCCGAACCUGACGGCCCAGAACCAGCUGCUCCCGCUGACCAACUACGGCGUCAAGACCAUGUCGCUGGGCUACCUGCAGGAGGACGAGGCGGCGCCGGUGGUGUGGCGCGGGCCGCUGUUGCUCAAGGCGGUGCAGCAGCUGCUGCACGAGGUGGACUGGGCGGCCGCGGGCGGCGUGGACGUGCUGGUGCUGGACCUGCCGCCGGGGACCGGGGACGUGCAGCUGAGCAUCGCACAGCAGGUGCCCGUCGACGGCGCGGUCGUGGUGACGACGCCGCACGUGCUGGCUGUCAAGGAUGCGAUCAAGGGCGUGGGCAUGUUUGGCAAGGUGGGUGUGCCCGUGCUGGGGCUGGUGCAGAACAUGGGUGUGUUCAAGUGUCCGUGCUGCGGGGGCGAGACGUCUGUGUUUGGGGGCGAUGACAAGGUAAUGCAUAUGUGUGAGCAGCAUGGGAUCGAGUUGCUGGGGAAUGUACCGCUGCAUCCGAAUAUUGGGGAGGAUGGCAGCAGGGGAAAACCGACAGUUGCGGCGGAACCCGAGUCGGAGCGGGCAGGCGUAUUUAUGGAUGUUGCGAGAAAGCUGGCCGGAAAGGUUGGGUUGGAGGUCAGCUAGAGGCGUCUAGGACUGUGGCACAGGGGGUGCUGUUCGGACUAUUCGCUUCUGGAAGCGGAUGAGCUAUGAGCCUGGAGAUCUGUUAUACUAGUAUUGUACAAUACGAUUUAUGUGAAUAUGGAAGGAAGGAGUAUAGAGAAGACAAAAAAGCUCACCGGUAAA